AGCUACAGGUUCUCCCGCUGUUGAGCCCCGUGUGCGUGUGUACGUUCGUGUGUGCGCGCGUUCGGUGUGCGUGUUGCAUGUGCAUAUUUGAGUGUUUGCCCUUGUUAUCCUGUGUAUAAGCGUUAAUGCGGGCUUUUAAGUGCCAGUGCGUGUGCAUGUACAGCUUCAGUGACACACUAACAUGGAAGUGUGCAUGUACGUGCAAGAAAAACUGUACUUCGAAUUAAUGCAUUCGCCCAUACGAUUUGUGCACUCCGUGCGUGCUCACGUGGGAGAUGUCAGUGUGCUCUCCGUGGGACAGUGUGACGGAGGCGCACCUGGCGGCGGCGCUGGCCAUCGACAAGGGCAAUGAGGCGGCGUUCGUAUCGUGGAGCUUCAGGGCCUCGCCCGAGCCCUUCAAGCACCAGCGCAUCGCCGAGGUCAAGUACGCGCUGGAGGGCCAGGAGGGCGACGUGACGUACAGCGUGAAGUGCGUGGGGCGAGGGGCGGGCGCCGACGAGUGCCACGCCCUGCUCUUCGAGAAGGAGUACGGCUUCUACGAGGAGCUGGCGCCGGCGAUCAAUACCCUCCUGCAGGAGACGGGGCAGCGCUCGCUGCGAAUCCCCCGCUGCUUCACCCACGCCCGGACCGAGACGUACGAGGUGAUGGUCCUGGAGGACCUGAGCACGAGGGGGUUUCGCGCCGCGGACAGAAGCUUCGGUCUCGAUCUGGCUCACGUCCUUUUGGCGGUGCAGGAGAUAGCCAGACUGCACGCCGCCUCCUUCCUUCUGCAGAGUCGCUCUGCAGACAAGCCCCUUGCACAGACCUACCCCUUCGUCGGCAAG
This is a messenger RNA of Penaeus vannamei (Pacific white shrimp), 824 nucleotides long. The record is from RefSeq and is a predicted model, not a curated record. Lineage: Eukaryota; Metazoa; Arthropoda; Malacostraca; Decapoda; Penaeidae.